Molecule: messenger RNA, 1431 nt
Organism: Lates calcarifer (barramundi perch)
Lineage: Eukaryota; Metazoa; Chordata; Actinopteri; Centropomidae
Exons: 4
Coding region: 162-836 (224 amino acids)
Source: RefSeq, a predicted model, not a curated record
CUCUCUCCUCUAUAAAAAUAAAACCACUUCCUCCUGACAGUGUUCACUGCAGCUACACACUCCCCUGAACACAAGAGGACUGACGGCUUCAGAGCAUCAAUCAGACAACUUCCACUGUCAAAACAGGGUGGGAGAACAAAUAGAUCCUGCUGACAACAGAAAUGAAGAUGGCUGGUCUGUGCUGGAUGACUGUGGCCCUGGUUUUCUUCCUGUCUGCUGGAGACAGUGUUACUGCUGUGAACAGGGACGACCUUGCUAAGAUUGUAAAGUUCAUGGUAGACAGGUAUCAAAUAAAUUACCAGGUCAGUGUGGCUGUGAACACCCCAGUGAACCAGGACUUGAACAGGCUCGAUGAGUUUUUUGCCGCUGCCAGCGAUGUUGCUGAGAAAUUAGCGCAGAAUUCAGUGUUUGUAGACGACAGCAAGAUGGUUGCUGCAAAGCCUUACAAAAACGUUCAUGCAGAGGUUUAUGUUCUGAAGAAUAUGAACAACUUAAUUAACAUGAAGGAUGGCAAAUAUCUAAUCUUCUACUCUUUCUACUCCCCAUGUGAUGGACACUGUAUGAACCCAAAAAGUAAAUACACUAUCAUACCUAAGAUUAAUGAAAUCAUCCCCAAUUGGAGCGAACACGUCUUUGUGUUCUCCAAAGUGUUUGACCAGACCAGUAGCGGUACACCCAUUCCCAGGGAAAAAACUAUUGAGGCCCUCAAUCAGCUGGGGAACUCUGCAGUUGGUCACAACAACGUAUACCGUUGUUACAAACCACAGAAUCAAGAUUACCAAUGCAUCAACUGCUUCAAUGGAGCGUCCUAUGUAGAACAGUGUGUUGUUAACUGAGUAGAUAUCAGAGUAGUGAGACUCAACACAAGAAAUAUUACUUGUGCUCCAAAGAAAUAAUCUGUGCUUUCUUUUCAUACUAUUAACUUUUUCUAUAGCAUUGUUCUAUAGCUGUGUUAAAUAACUGCCUUCAGUACAGCAGGAAUCAUGCAAACUGUGUUCUUUUAACAGAUAUUUUCAUGUGUGUCAGGAUAAUAGGAGGUUUAUGUGUAUUUAUCUGCUCUUUCCAAACAAAGUGAUCAAAGAAUAAAAUAUGCAGCUACAUAAAUUACAAGUUUAAAAAUCCCAACAACAAGGGAGACUAAAGAUUUAGUGGUCAAUCAGUGAAUCUGGUGAAUUUAAAACAAAAAACAUCUGCUUGGUUUAUUUCAUCUCCACAUCUGUGUCUUAGUAUCUUUGUUUCCAAUGCUGGACUGUCGACAGUUAAAACAAAACAACACUGGAAAUGUGACGGCUGAACCUAACAAUUCAAAUUUUGGUAUUUAUGUCAUUUAGCUAAACCAAUUAAACACAUAUUUACUUCAUUGCUUUCUGUUCUUCUGUAAACAUUAUCAAAUCCUCUGCUCUGUGUAAUUAAAGCUUGACUCAGCAUUCA